Molecule: messenger RNA, 3044 nt
Organism: Megalops cyprinoides (Indo-Pacific tarpon)
Lineage: Eukaryota; Metazoa; Chordata; Actinopteri; Elopiformes; Megalopidae
Product: transmembrane protein 108-like
Exons: 6
Coding region: 472-1794 (440 amino acids)
Biological process (GO): retrograde axonal transport; dendrite extension; postsynaptic density organization
Cellular component (GO): axon; early endosome; postsynaptic density
Source: RefSeq, a predicted model, not a curated record
GCUACCAAGCUGAUGGUUUGCAGUGUCUAUGACCAUAUACCAGCUGACAAGCGAGAUCGACAGUGUCCAGAUCCUAGACUGUAGAGACCUCGUUUUCCUUGGAACUAUCUGAACAAGUUGUUGGUGCUGAGACUAGCUGAACAAUCUGUACUCGCAGGAGUUGGUUCCGCUGAAUACAAUAGUAGGUGGGAUAUGGGGCUGGUGACGGUAAAAAGGGGCAACAUGUGCGCAUGGCCGGUGUGACUGCGGAGAAGCGACACACUGGCUUUGGGGCGUUCUUGUCCCGUGCCAUUCGGAUUCGCAAGGGACCAGAAAACAACCUUGAGAGCGUCUGCACAGUUUCUGUAGUCAAGGAUAUUGCACAGUCACCACGGAGCGAAGAUGGUGUUGGCGUGUUUCAUCGCUGUUCCCCAGUUUUGAUACCAAGAGAGCCAUGAGCACUGAGGGGGCGGGGCCCAACCACAUCAUACCAUGAAGAGAAGCCUGCAGGUCCUGAGCUGCCAGCUGCUGAGUGUACUAGUGAUCCUGCUGCUGCCAGCGGAAGGGGUGUCCUCUACCCAGGAGCGGCGCGUCAGCAGGGUGCCUCCGGACUCUGGUCUGCACCUCGCCGUCUCCAUGGCGACACAGAGCCCCACCCCGACGCCUUCCCCAGACGUCCUGGCCUUGCAUGAAGGGUACAGGAGGGGGGCGGGGCCUACGCAGGCUGUCAGUCACACCGUUGCCGUGGACAUCUUGGGCUGGCUUCAGACCACCUCGCCUUUAGGCGCUGAAGCCCUCAGUCAGCUCCACAGCCCCUGGCCUCUCAGCAACCUUCCUCUUGAUGCAAAGACCCUCUUGCCCGGCCCUGGAACUUCAAGAGGGGACAUGCUGGAGUCCCUGGGCCCUGUCCAGGUAGUGUCUGUGGAGGACCCCACAGACUCGGGUGGGCCUCACCCAGCCUCCAAGCUGCGGCCCAAUCUUUCCACAACACUGGAGCAGGAACAUAGAGGCCUCUCCCAAUCCUUGCUUGGGCGAGCUCGUCCCCACGUUAUUGCUCUGCGUGAGGUACAUCCCUCCCCCUCCGAUAGUUGGGCAACCCCCCGGCCGGCAAUGGAUGGGAGCUCGACAGAGCUGCCAAACUCUGUACCCCCCUCCCCCUCCUUCAGCCGUACCACAGCAGGAAGUGACAUCACAGUGCACAGCACCACGGAUGUACCUCCGAUCAACGUCACAGACUCUGGGACCUCAUUGGACAAUGGCACCGACUCCGCCCCCCUGCCACCCCCAGACGGUGCCCCGAGUCCGAGCAGGGGGGGCGAGCCCCCAGUAUGGGAUGGCUCCUCCACUGUCGGCCCCACUGGGGGCCUCCUCGACAGACUCUUUCCCGCCGUCACUGCGGGGCCCGGGGGGCCUGGGGGGCCCGGCAACCACACGGACCCCUCCCUGGCCCCCCCGCACCCCAGCCCCGCCCUCUGCCUCAGCAGGGUGGAGGUUAUCUGGAUGGUGCUGGCCAUCAGUGUGCCUGUCGCCUCCUGCUCUGUGCUCCUGACGGUGUGCUGCAUGAGGACGAGGAAGAAGAAGAAGGCUUCGGGCCAGGAGAGCAGCCUGAGCUACUGGAACGAUGCCAUCACCAUGGACUACUUCAGCCGGCACGCCGUGGAGCUGCCCCGCGAGAUCCAGCCGCUGGAGACAGCUGAGGAGCAGGAGACCUUCCUGUCCCCCAAUGGAGACUACGUGGACAACGGCAUGGUGCUAGUGAACCCCUUCUGCCAGGAGACACUCUUCAUUAGUCGGGAGAAGCUCUACAAGAGCUAGAGUCACCAUCUUGUGACAUCAUCAGAAGGAGAUGGACAGAAAAGGCCUUCGCCCAUGCCGUUCUCUCUCCCAGGAGGUUGUUGACCCUUUUUUGCAUAGGUGAUGACAGUUUUUUCGCUGUAUCUGUAACAGAAAUAAAUAACUCGAAAGUCGAAGAAACGAAGAUAGAGGUUAUUUACCCUGAGUAUGCGCCAGCAUAUUUUUCUGAUGUACAUUUUCUAUGACAGCCUAAUUGUGAUAAGGGUUUUUACAUCUUUUUUUAAAAGCUUUGUUCGGUUGUGGUUUUGUCACUGCGGUGUGGUGGCGAGUGAGCACUUGUGUAGCAGCUUGAUUUUAGCUGUUUGAGAGCAAUUAAGUUAAGCGCAAGCAUUUCGUCGGCAUUACCCAAAUGAUUCUUAAAUGAAAGCCUGUUGAACUUGAAUUCUGCUUAAAUGCAUGAGGGGGCAUUGAAAGAGGAAUAUGGGCCCUUGGCGGAACUGGUUUUCCCUUGGCAGUGGGGUCAUUGGGAAGACUGUAGCUGUGGGACAUGGUAAUGGCUGGGUGUCAGGUGAGGAUCAUCCCAGUGUUCCCCCAUGAAUGUCCCAGGCCUAAAGGUGUAACAGUGGGACUUCUGUAAGCAUCUAGAGACCAAAAAAACCAACCUGCAACUUGUAUAUUGUACCAUAGCAGAUUGUGCUUGCAUAUUGCACUGUGAUUUUCUUUGGAAGGCUGAAAACUGACCGUACUGAUGGCUGUAACUGAGGUGGUAUUGAUAACCUAUGUUAAAAGUAAAAGUUCUGAGGGGGCAGUGCAUCGUUCUAAGGACCCGAUUGGUCAAGAUUAGGUGGAGACCGCACUGUGGCUCAGGAUGUAAGUGUUAUGUGUCAGUGUCUACAGUAUCAGGAAGAUAAGAUGUCUUAUGGAUGGAAAAAAUAUGAUUAUUAUUCAAUUUUCUGUUGUAUAAGAAUUUAUUUUUAAUCUGUGGUCUUUUAAUAUUGGAAAACAAAUUGUUUGCUCCUCUCCUCUGUGGCUCAUUGCUAUGUAUCAGCUGAACUAUGUGCCUCUGUGCGUAAGACUGUGCUUGUGAAAUUAUUUUCCUUACAAAUUGGACAGUAUAGAGACCUACCAGGCUUUGAGAGCCUUGUUAAAAACAGCUAAACAAAAUGAGGCUGGAGGGGGGGAGGGGUUUGAACUUGUAUCCGAGGGCAAGCCUUUUUUGUAUUGUAGUUACACACACUGUAUUUUUCACUACUGAGCAAUAAAAGAGACAG